AUGGGCGCCUCAGAACGGGUAAUGAACACAUCAAGAAAAGCCUUGGCGGUCCUCCUUCCUGGUCUACUUGUCUCUUUAUAUGGGGUCUACGUGGAAAUCAACGCAUCGGCCGAUCCAGACUAUCGGGCUGCUUGCGAUUUUACGGCCUGGAUUUCCUGUACACGGGCGCUAAACUCGGCGUAUUCACGAGGUUUCGGGUUGGUCGAGCAAUAUUUGGGAGCUGAUAAUAUUUUGAACCAGCCAAAUGCGAUUUAUGGUGUAUUUGGGUAUACAUUUCUCGCUUUUCUGCAACUCUCGCCGUCUUUGGCCUCGGCAUAUGUCAGCUUGUUAGCUGCUAUUGUUAUGAAUAUGUCAACUGUCUAUCUAUUUAUAGCGCAACUACAUUUGGGUGUUGUAUGUAUCGUCUGCUACUCCAUCUACGUAGUCAAUUUUGUGUUCCUAAUUAUCACACUCAAACGCCGAAAUGCAAUCUCGACAUUUCACGCCAAGAAAAACAUU
This is a messenger RNA of Mesorhabditis spiculigera, 498 nucleotides long. Lineage: Eukaryota; Metazoa; Nematoda; Chromadorea; Rhabditida; Rhabditidae. The record is from the annotation of a GenBank genome assembly.